Messenger RNA from Saccostrea echinata, 1254 nucleotides. RefSeq lists its product as uncharacterized. Bases 1 to 1254 code for a protein of 417 amino acids. The transcript is spliced from 8 exons. Lineage: Eukaryota; Metazoa; Mollusca; Bivalvia; Ostreida; Ostreidae. Gene Ontology annotation, molecular function: voltage-gated proton channel activity. The record is from RefSeq and is a predicted model, not a curated record. Gene Ontology annotation, biological process: proton transmembrane transport. Gene Ontology annotation, cellular component: plasma membrane.
AUGAGUUUACCGUCAAGGAAUUCUGUAAGAAAAGGAAAUGGGCAGGGUCUGAGGGCUCUGGCAGCAGGGUCCUUAGCACUUGCCCGCGCCCAUGUUGAACUCCUAAAGACAGAGAAAUUCCUGGAGAAUGAAAUAGAAAAGGAAAACAGAAAGCCCCCGGACUGCAAAAUAGGACGCUUGAGGUUCACCGGUCAUCACUUGUUGCAUUCCAAAAACAUUUUACUUUUUAUUGUGGUACUGAACGUGUUGGAUUGUAUUCUAGUCAUGGCGGAGCUUUUUCUAGACAUUUAUUACCUUAAAGGGGUCAUGGAUAAAGAGGAGCUGAGCGCCAGUUUGUUUAUGGCUGGUAUGAAGCAUUUAUACCCUCACGAAUUAAUGGACAUCGCAGUCACUGAUAUUGACGGGCUAUAUAAUCGAAUUCUAUCCAGCAACGUUGACUUCUAUUCAACAACCGACAACCAGCAUGUAAUUUCAGCACUCCAUUCUUCGGACACAGUAUACAGCGAUUAUUUACCAGCAUCAAAUCACAGUGUUUUCAGACGAAGUGUUGUGAAUGAAAUGCCUUCACCAAAUAAUACUAUACCAUUAAUAGGACUUGAAAAUGGUGUCAUUGUGCAAUACGGAUUAGAGGUUAAGCUGGCCCAUUUGUUCCAUUACUUUAGCAUAUCUAUUCUUGCCAUAUUGGUUAUUGAGAACAUUUUUAAAUUUCUCUGCAGUGGAAGAGAAUUUUUUGAGAAAAAGAUAGAGGUGUUUGAUGCUAUGGUAGUGAUCUUUUCUUUCAUUUUGGACCUUGUUUUCAUCAAAGGAGUCCAUGCAUUCAAAGUCCAGAAAUUCCUUGUCAUUUUGAUUAUUCUUGUUCCAUGGAGAAUCAUACGAGUCGUGAACAGUCUUAUAGUUGCUGUGACAGACCACGCCCAUUUUAGAAUGAAAUUACUUUACAAACAGAAGAAAACUGUGACACAAGAAUUAAAGGCCUGCAAAUGUGACAUAGAAACUCUGCAAGAUUGUGUACAGUCCUUAAGAGAACUAGCAUCAAUGACUGGCAUUCCAGAAACUGAGAUAGAUGCACAAAUAGCAGCCUACCAUGUAGCGAAGAAAAAGGAAAAGCAGCAUACGACAACUGGAGUUCAUACUUUCCUACCUUCGUUUUUAGUAGGGCAUUUGUCACCUACUGACCAUACAAAACGCUCUGAGAGACUUACAAGUACUACAUCUGAAACUUCGGAAUUAAUAUCAGUGCAUUCUGGAGAUUAA